Aspergillus glaucus CBS 516.65 is the source of this 1787-nucleotide messenger RNA. RefSeq names its product type III PLP-dependent enzyme. Lineage: Eukaryota; Fungi; Ascomycota; Eurotiomycetes; Eurotiales; Aspergillaceae. The record is from RefSeq and is a predicted model, not a curated record. The transcript has 2 exons. Gene Ontology annotation, cellular component: cytoplasm. Gene Ontology annotation, molecular function: ornithine decarboxylase activity. Bases 289 to 1626 code for a protein of 445 amino acids.
UCCCUCACCCCUUGAGCUGCCGCAUAGGACUUCUCUGAAGGUUCUUCCUCUUCAGGAGGAAGGGUCUAGGAGGCUUGGUCCAGUCAACCUCGGUUGCGAAACUUUUCGUCCUCCCUAACACGCUUGUCGCGUUCUGAAAGUUUCCUGCUUUUUUUCGGUCUGAUCAGUUUCCUUCCAGAAUACUGCUCAAACACCCAUUUUUUUGGUUUCUAUACCAUAUAAAUUCGUCUUCCCGAUUCCCAUCUACCCACUCAGGUUUCCAUCGUGCGCUCAAUAGCACGUUUGGUUAUGGCACCUACUGCUUGUGUCCCUCCCGUUGAGAUUCUCGCGACCAAACACAAACCUGAGAUAAUACAUUCUCAUAAUAAUUACAAUCUGCUCGGUAAUCAUGGAGGGGACGAAUCGUUGCAAUCGAGGUUGACUGCCAAGGACCUCGUCCUGGAGGUUCUGAAGAAGCGCGCGGCUGAAGUGGAUGUUGACCAAUGUGGCGCCGGAGAGGAGGAUGCGUUCUAUGUGGCAGACAUGGGCGAGAUCUACCGCCAGCAUUUGCGCUGGAAAAUGCAAUUGGGCCGUGUGAAGCCUUUUUAUGCGGUCAAGUGCAACCCCGACCCGGAGAUUCUUCGUCUCAUGGCUCAGCUUGGAAAUGGUUUCGACUGUGCUUCCAAGUCUGAGAUUGACUUGGCCCUCGCGACCGGUAUCGACCCGAGCCGCAUCAUCUACGCGCAGCCUUGCAAGACCAAGUCGUACUUGCGCUAUGCGGCCCAGGUUGGAGUGAAGCAGAUGACUUUUGACAACGCGGACGAGCUCUACAAGAUCAAGGCGUGUUUCCCGGAUGCUGAGCUGUACCUGCGCAUCUUGACGGAUGACUCGACUAGCUUGUGUCGUCUGAGCAUGAAAUUCGGCGCGUCCUUGGACGUUGCGCGCGAGCUCCUCGAAUUGGCCGCGCAGCUCGAUCUCAAGGUGGUUGGCGUGAGCUUCCACGUCGGCUCGGGCGCCGAGGACCCCAGCGCGUUCGUCAAAGCCGUCCAGGAUGCGCGCAUGGUGUUCGACCAGGCGGUGGAAGUGGGCCACGAGCUCCACACCUUGGAUGUGGGCGGUGGUUUCAGCCAUGACACGUUCGAGAAGUUCGCUGGAUAUCUGGGUGAGGCCCUCGAUGCCUACUUCCCGCCUCACGUCCGUAUCAUCGCCGAGCCAGGUCGCUACUACGUGGCCAACGCCUUCACCUUGGCGGCCAACGUCAUUGCGCGUCGCGACAUCCCUGACCCGACCGAUACGACCCGCAACGCGUACAUGGUCUACCUGAACGACGGCGUGUACGGCAACUUCUCGAACAUCAUCUUCGAUCACCAGCAUCCGAUCGCGCAGAUCUUGACCUGUGCGAAUGGCAUCGACCGCUCCGCUGAGGGCAUCCACUACUCCGUCUGGGGUCCUACCUGCGAUGGAAUCGAUGUCAUCACCCAGCACAUCGAGCUGCCGGGAAUGUUAGAUGUCGGAGACUGGCUGUUCUUUGAGGAGAUGGGGGCAUACACCAAGUGCAGCGCGACACGUUUCAACGGCUUCUCUGACAACCACGAGGUGAUCUACAUCUCUAGCGAAGCCGGAGCAUCUGCUCUCCUCGACUACUAAUUUGUUUUUAUACUGCGCUUUGUUUACUUGUAUGUUUGUCAUUGGCCUGUAGGCCACGUUGCUUGCGUUUAGAUUAGAGUUAGUGUUUCACCUGUAAUUUUGUUGUCAUUAUCAUUGUUCUAGUAAUCCUUUGGGCUGUUUAAUGAUAGACCUGGGCUCUU